This is a messenger RNA of Penicillium brevicompactum, 4242 nucleotides long. RefSeq names its product pleiotropic drug resistance family ABC transporter. Gene Ontology annotation, biological process: transmembrane transport. NCBI's taxonomy places the organism in Eukaryota, Fungi, Ascomycota, Eurotiomycetes, Eurotiales, Aspergillaceae. Gene Ontology annotation, cellular component: membrane. The coding region runs from base 1 to 4242 and encodes 1413 amino acids. The transcript has 6 exons. Gene Ontology annotation, molecular function: ATP hydrolysis activity; ABC-type transporter activity; ATP binding. The record is from RefSeq and is a predicted model, not a curated record.
AUGGAGGUCAAUCACGACCCUGAGAAAGCGAUGUACCAGACGAAAUCGCUCGGAAAGCCCUCCGGACGACCUCCCUCCCCAAUGGCGGACCCUAUCGUCAACUCCAGCGCGGAGCAGUCAGACGACGAAUCCAGCCAAAAGCCCGACCCCCGGGACAUCUCACAAUGGUCCAUCUUUCCAGAUAUACUCCAAAUACGGAAACGUAACGAGUCUAUCGGUGGGAAAUCGAAGAAGCUGGGUGUGACCUGGCAGAAUCUCACAGUAAAGGGCAUCAGCAGUGAUGCGCUUUACAACGAAAAUGUUCUCUCUCAAUUCAAUCCCUUCGGUAAGGGCAGCAAGAACCCACCCCUGAAGACUAUUAUCGACAACUCUUCUGGAUGUGUCAAACCCGGUGAGAUGUUGCUUGUUCUUGGAAAUCCAGGGGCCGGAUGCACAACACUUCUUAGCGUUCUAUCAAACCACAGAAAUGGCUUCGCAGAAAUUACUGGCGACGUCUCGUUCGGUUCGAUGACCAGUCAAGAAGCCAAACAAUAUCGUGGUCAGAUUAUCAUGAACUCAGAAGAAGAGAUCUUCUUUCCAGCUCUUUCAGUUGGUGACACCAUCGACUUCGCCACACGUUUGAAGGUGCCCUUCCACCUGCCACCAGACACCAAGAACGAGGAGGAGUACGCCCAAAUAUACAAAGAAUUCCUCUUGAAGUCUCUCGGUAUCACACACACAAAGGAUACCAAGGUCGGAGAUGAGUUCAUUCGUGGCGUUUCGGGUGGCGAGCGCAAGCGAGUGUCCAUUCUCGAAUGCCUUGCGACUAGAGGCAGCGUCUUCUCCUGGGAUAACUCCACUCGUGGUCUCGACGCGAGCACUGCGCUAGAUUGGACGAAAGCCAUGCGCGCCAUGACAGAUAUUCUUGGUCUCACUACAAUCGCCAGUCUGUACCAAGCAGGUAAUGGUAUCUACGAGCAGUUCGACAAGAUUCUGGUUCUCGAUAACGGCAAGCAGAUCUUUUACGGAUCUCGAGACGAAGCUGUGCCAUACAUGGAGGAUCUUGGCUUCCUAUGCGACCCUGCAGCCAACAAGUCAGAUUUCCUCACGAGCGUGUCGGCGCCUGCUGUACGCACAAUUGCCCCAAACUUUGAGGACCGAUUUCCUCGAUCAACAGAGGAGCUGCUCGAUGCUUAUAACAACUCGCCCAUCAAACCAAGGAUGAUGGCCGAGCUCGACUACCCCAAUAGUCCCGAAGCUCAGCAGAAUACGGCAUACUUCAAGGAACAGGAGGCUCAAGACAAGCACAAGAACCUUCCGAAGAAAGCUGCGGAGUCCGCAGGAUAUUUCCAUCAGGUGCAGACGGCUACCGUACGCCAAUUCCAGAUCCUCUGGGGCGACAAGAAAACUCUGUUCAUCAAGCAAGCCUCAACUAUCGUUCAGGCGCUGAUCGGUGGCUCACUAUUCUACAAUGCUCCGGACAACGCGGCGGGCUUGUUCAUCAAGGGAGGCUCACUCUUCUUCUCUCUACUAUAUCCUACCUUCAUCGCUCUCGCCGAGGUUACGGAUUCGUUCGUCGGCCGACCCGUCUUAGCCAAACACCGUGACUUUGCUCUCCACCAUCCAUCUGCCUUUGUCUUCGCCCAGGUCAUUACCGAUAUCCCGAUCAUGCUCUUCCAAAUCUCGCACUUUGGAAUUGUGCUGUACUUCAUGACUGGAUUCCAGUACACUGCCCAGGCUUUCUUCAUCUUCUGGCUCAUUAACUUGAUCUCGGCUCUGGCUAUGACACAGCUCUUCAGGUUCAUCGGUGCCGCUUUCCCGAAUUUCGACGCAGCAACUAAAGCUUCUGGAUUCACCAUCGUCGCUGCCUUCACAUAUGCAGGAUACAUGAUUCCCAAGCCUGACAUGCACCCUUGGUUCGUUUGGUUCUUCUGGAUCGACCCCAUGGCCUACGCGUUCGAAGCAUUGCUCGCGAACGAGUUCCACGACCAGGUGAUUCCUUGUGUGGGCCCAUUCCUGGUUCCAAAUGGCGAAGGAUACAGCCCCGAAACAGGAGGCGGACAAGCAUGUACCGGCGUCCGCGGUGCGCCUCCCGGAGCAACCAGCGUUACUGGUGACCAGUACCUGGCUUCCAUGUCCUUCAGCCAUAGCAACCUUUGGCGCAACUUUGGCAUUCUCUGCGCCUGGUACGUUUUCUUCGUGGCAAUGACCGUCUUCUUCACUUCCAGGUGGAAGCAGAUGGGCGAAGGUGGUCGCGGCCUCCUCAUUCCCCGUGAGAAGCAGAAGAAGGUACCUAAGGCCGGGGUUGCAGAUGAGGAAUCCCAGGCUAUCGAGGAGCCAUCCGAGAAGUCCGGCUCCGAUUCCGAGAAGUCUGACGCAACCAUCGACAACCAGCUCGUCCACAAUACAUCGGUAUUCACCUGGAAGAAUCUGACUUACACCGUCAAGACGCCGCAUGGGGAUCGUCUUCUUCUCGACAACGUUCAAGGAUUUGUCAAGCCCGGUACGCUCGGUGCUCUUAUGGGAUCUUCGGGUGCCGGAAAGACUACACUACUCGACGUACUCGCUCAACGCAAGACUGAUGGUGCCAUUCAUGGCUCCGUUCUAGUCGAUGGUCGCCCGCUCCCUGUGUCCUUCCAACGAUCCGCGGGCUACGUCGAACAGAUGGACGUCCACGAGUCAUUGUCCACGGUACGCGAGGCUUUGGAAUUCUCUGCUCUUCUCCGUCAGAAUCGUGAAAUUCCCCGCGAGGAGAAGCUCCGCUAUGUGGACACGAUCGUCAAUCUCUUACAGUUGGAAGACCUCGAGCACACCCUAAUCGGUCGCCCUGGUGCCGGUCUUUCUGUCGAACAGCGCAAGCGUCUCACUAUUGGUGUUGAGCUUGUAGCUAAGCCCAGUAUUUUAAUCUUCCUCGACGAACCUACUUCUGGUCUCGAUGGCCAAGCUGCAAACAACACGGUACGCUUCUUGCGCAAACUCGCUGAAGUCGGACAAGCUGUCCUCGUCACUAUUCACCAGCCAUCGGCCGACCUCUUUGCCCAAUUCGACACCCUCCUCCUACUAGCGAAGGGGAAAUACUUCGCUGAUCAUGGCGCACCGUGCCCCCGAGAGGCCAACCCUGCUGAGCAUAUGAUUGAAGUCGUAUCAGGAAGUCUUUCUAAGGGCAAGGACUGGAGCCAAGUUUGGCUCAACUCGCCAGAACACGAAAAUAUCACUCAAGAGCUAAAUACUCUUGUCGCUGAUGCUGCCGCCAAACUACCUGGAACUGUCGAUGAUGGCUAUCAAUUCGCAGCGCCUAUUUGGGAGCAGGUAAAGCUUGUCACGCACCGCAUGAACAUCUCCUUAUUCCGCAACACCGAGUACAUCAACAACAAGCUCAUCUUGCAUAUACUUCUGUCUCUUUACAACGGCUUUUCGUUCUGGUCGAUUGGUAACAGCGUCAGCGAUCUCCAGCAACGCCUCUUCACGGUCUUCAGUUUCCUGUUUGUCGCUCCCGGUCUCAUCUCCCAGCUUCAGCCUAUCUUCAUCGAUCGUCGCAACGUGUAUGAGACGCGCGAGAAGAAGAGUAAGACCUACCACUGGGUGCCAUUUGUCACUGGCUUGAUCAUUUCUGAGCUGCCCUACCUGGUCGUCUGCGGUGUGUUGUACUUUGUGUGUUGGUACUGGACCGCUGGAUUGCCAAAUGAUACCAAGUGGGCAGGCAGCACAUUCUUCGUCGCAAUGUUUUACGAGAUGUUGUACACCGGUAUUGGACAAUCGAUCGCCGCGUACGCUCCCAAUGCAACCUUUGCAUCUCUUGUCAACCCGCUUGUCAUCACCACUCUCGUAUCAUUCUGCGGUGUCUUCGUUCCUUACUCCCAGAUCACGGCGUUCUGGAGAUACUGGAUCUACUACCUCGAUCCCUUCAACUACCUCUUCGGCGCCUUCCUCACUUUCAUCAACUUCUCUGUCAAUGUCACUUGCGAACGCAGUGAGCUUGCGGUCUUCAAUCCUCCUGCGAACAAGACGUGUGGUGACUAUCUCUCCACCUAUCAGCAAGGCAUGGGACUUGGCACAAACCUUCUGAACCCAAACGCUACGGAGAACUGCGAGGUGUGCCGAUACACUACUGGACAAGACUAUUUGAAGACACUCAACUUGAACGAAGAGUACUACGGCUGGAGAAAUGCGGGGCUGGUUGUAAUGUGGGCCGGGGUGUUCUACGCCCUGGUGUUCUUGAUGAUGAAGUUGCGAACCAAGGCGACGAAGACGGCGUCUGCGUAG